UAUUUCUUUUUAAAUAAAUAUUUUUUACAUAUUUCCUAUUUAUUUUUAUAAUAUAUUGAAUGUUUUUAUUUCUCGACAUUAAAAAAGGACAAAAUAUUUUUCACAAAUGGCAAGGCUGGACACUUUCAAUUUCCUCUCGAUUUGUUUUGAUCGUGUGUUGUGGGAAGGUGUAAUUGCUUAGUGUAUUGGUGAUAAUUUUGUUCUUGCGAGACAUGUCACGGUGUAAAUUCGCCAACAACACGUAGCAGAAAUGGAAGAUAAAGCAGGAUGGAAGGUGGAGAUGCUGAUGGAGAAGCUGCGAGCCAAGUCCUCCAACAUAAGAACUCUCCAGGAGAGCUCUAAAAAUCUCCGCCUGGCACUAAUGGACAAGCGUCAGACAGUGGACAGCGCCGACAGGGCGCAGCUCCAAAAGUGUCUGGACCAGCUGCAGGGCAAGGUCAAGUUUCACAGCCUGCAGGGCAUGCUAGAUCGCCUGGAGAGCGUCGCCAAACAACUCGGGAUCAAGUUCCGUCUGGGCAGCAGCGGCCAGGGGUGUUUCAUCGAGUGUGACAUGUUCUAUGUGGAGCUGGAGCUUCACUCGCCGUCCGGUCAGGUGCGCGAGGUGAAGAUCCAGCAUCAGCCAGAUCAGGCCACACCGCCCCAGCCGUGCCCGGAGCUGGUGAAAUGCCUCACCGCCGGCGACUUUGCCGAGUUCACCGCCCACCUAGAGGGCCUGCUGGCGCUCUACAAACUCAACGCCGACCGCAAGCUGAAGAUGCGCGCCUACCCGGCGCUGCGUGCCAUGGAGGAGGACCUGUCGCGCCUGGCGGCCAUUCAGGCCACCUCCAUCCCCGACCCGCGCUCGCUGGUCCACCGAGGGCCGGUGGGCAUCGUGCAGCUGCGCAGACUCGGCCACCCGAUGCGUCUGACGUACAUGGUGACGCCGUACCACUUACUGGACGUGGAGAGUCGCCAGUUGCUGCCCCUCACCGUGGAAACAGUCACCUCGCGCGGACUGGGGCUCUGGGCCGAGGUGUGUCUGCAGAGCUCGACCGCGCACAAGUUGCAGACCACCGGGCUCAUCAGCGUAGAGGAGAGGCCGGACGGAAAGAGUGUGCCGGUCUACUCUCAGCUGAGCAGCUCAAACAGCUGCACUCUGCCGGCCACCUUCGUACUCAAACUCUCCGAGAAGAUGGCCAUGUCCGCUGAAACGCUGGAUAAAAUAACCGAGAUCACCAGUAUCCGGCCGACGGAGGCGCCCGUUGCACAGAGUCUGCUCUCUCUGAUCGCCCGCGUCAGCUCGGACGGCAAGAUGGAGGGGCGGCCCGACCAGCCACUCUAUGUGCAACUGCCGGACGCGCUGCACUGCUACUACAUGGAGGGCGGCGCCGAGCUGGUGGGCGCCGUGGUGGACGCCGUGCCCUUCACCCACCCGGCGCACGUGCCGCCGCUGCUCACCGUGCUGCGCGCCCAGGCGCUCUUCAACACGCUGGUGGCCAGCUGCGUGCGCACGCAGACGCCCAAAGUGACGGAGGGCGCUGUCUGUAUGGAGCUCACCGCCAUGGGCGGCUCGCGGCUCUCCAUAUCGUUCGAGCACCCACAGGAGGAUGCGCUGGCCACACUCGAAGUCGACCUGUCCAGCUCGCCUCGCUGCCGUCUACACACGGCCACACACAGCGACUUUGACCAGGCGACCGCCGUCCUGCAAAAGUGUCUCUCCAUCCCCGUCACCAUGCGCGCCCUAAUGAAGCGUCUGCGCGGAGCGGCCGCCGGCCGACGGGACGCCAAGCCGGGCCCGGCCGUGUCCUCUGCCGGCGCCACCGACCCGCCCGGGGACACGUCCGACGUCAAACGAGGGACCGACGCGGCCGCCGACUCCGGGUCGUCGCUGGGGUUUUCCACGUACCCGCCGUUCGGGCUGAACCAGAUGCAGGGCCUGUGGCCGGGCACCACGGCCACGGCCACCGCUAGCGCCGCCGCGCCGGCCGCCACCACGGCGGCGUCCUCUGCGCCGGCCUCUGGCGGCCCCAGCGCGGCCAGCACGCCGGCGGCCGUGGCCACGCCGAGUCCGGCGCCCACGCCGUCGCCGCUGUCGGCGCCGUCCCCGGCCGAGAGACCGCGGCUGCCGUCUGCCGGCCGUGCCGAAAGUCCUCAGCCUCCCCCGCCGCCGCCGCCGCCACCAGCGCCGCAGUCAGAAAUGGAGGGUAUCGAGGCCACCGUGCGGCAGCUGGAGCGGGAGCGGGCGCGCCGGCCGGCCGACGAGCCUUCCCCGCGCGCCGCCGACAAGCGCACUGAUCUGUUCUCGUUUCCCGGCGGCGGUCAGCCCAAUAUUCCGCCCUCGCUGACAAUCACCCCGAUACCGAACAGCCGACCGGACGAGCGUAAAAAGGAGCGCAAAGACAAGGAGCGAUCGGACAAGAAGCGGCGCCGGGACGAGUCCCCCGGCGGCCGUACGACGCCGGGCCGCGAGCGGGAACGAGAGCGUGGGCGUGAGGGUGGCGGCAAGCCGAUGGCCAUGAAACAGGGGGCCUCUCCGCCGGCCAAGAAACACUCAUCGAGCGCCGGCAGCUCUCCGAACAAAUCUCACGGGUCGUCAUCGGGGAAAUCAUCCAGUCCAGUGCCAAAAUCAAAAUCGUCAUCGUCAUCGUCAUCGUCAUCAUCAUCCAAGCACGGCCAUCUGACCGUCUCCCCGAAGCACUCAUCGUCACCGAAGCAUCCCAGCGCCAGUCCGAAGCACGGCUCGUCACCCAAGCCGCCCAGCUCGGGAAAGCCGAGCCUGUCGUCGCUCCGCUCGCCGUCUCCGUCACACCAGUCGUCGUUCCGGAGCAGCGGAUCGUCGGGGAAGAGCCGCGACAAGAGCAGCAAGGACAGGGCCAAGUCACAUCGGCCGCGGCCGGAGCGAGAGGGAGAGGGCGGCUCCAGCUCGCGGUCGGCCCCGUCUCCGGCCGGUAGUGGCGGCGGUGGUGGCAGCGGCGGCGGCAGUGGGGAUCGAUCAUCAGCGUCGUCCGAGUCAAAGUCGCCUGGACGAUCUCGGAAGACCGGUUUGUUGAACGAUGUCAUUAGCAAACUGAACAAUACUCUGGCCACGGCCGAAGAGGCCGGCAAGGAGGGCGUAGGAAAGGACGGACGAAGGACAGAGUUUACCGUUAAACCGUCCUCGGAGGGGAUCAAGCUCACGAUCAAUAAGACCAAGUCUCGGUCGUCUUCGUCCAGCCCCAGCAGCGGCAGCAGAGCGCCGAGCUCAAAAGACGGAGAGAGGAACUCUCCAUCUGGUUUAAAACCAGGCGUCGCCAGCGGGCCCGCCUCCAAGAAGACGUUCGUGUUCCCGAAGCAAUCGAGUGGCGACGGCAAACACUCGUCUUCCAGCACACUCAGCGAUCUGCAGAAGAGCCUGUCGGCCAAGAUGAUGAAGCGCCCCGAGUCGGCGAGCGGAGUGCGGCCUCGCAGCGACAAGCACCGCUCGGACAAGACGGCCGCCGAGCUGGCGGUGGGCGGCGACCUGCCGCCGCUGCCCAAGUCGCUAGAGAUCCGCAAGAUCGAGCGUCCGGCGCCGGCAGAGCCGAGCGCUCCGUCCGGCGGCGGGGCGGACCUAUGGCCGCCGGCCGGCGCGCGCACCGCCUCCUCGGCCGACUCCGGAGACAUGGGGUCGGAGCUGGGCGGCGAGCCGCGCCCGCCGCCGCCGCCGCGGCCGCCACCCGUGCCGCGCGCCUCGUUCCCUCCCUCGCCGUCCGUACAGAUCCACAUCGUGAAGAGCCCGGCGCCGGUGGCGUCGCCGCACCAGUUCUCCAGUCUGGUGUCGCCCCACUCGUCGGCCGCCUCGCCGUGCGUCAUCGACGACGAGCUGAUGGACGAGGCACUGGUGGGGGGCAAGUGACGGGGGUGGCCGGCCGGCCCGCCGCGCGCUGUCGUCGCCGCCGGGGCCGGCCGCUGACGGGCGGGCGGAGCUUCCAUUGGGCCACGCUGAGCAGAAACCAUACCGGGCACCGGCACACUCCGGCCGUAACCGCAGCAGGAGGAGACAAGCCGGCAGGGCUGUCCGGAAGGGACUAGUCGGACUGGAACGGAACGCUGCAAUACGAGUUCGUCUUUUUUGUGCCGUAUUGGUUCCGAUACCGUUGACAGUUUAUCCCGUAUUCCUUUCAUGAGUUCGGUAUUGAAGCGCUCUUCGGUUAGGACGGCUUGCAAAUGUCUGAAAGUCCCUGUCUGUGUGGUUUUUCUGUUGCGUGUCUGGUAUGUGAGCUCCCCCCGCUUUAAUAUUUACUCAUGUCGUUUCUUAGCUCAAGUCUCCCUUCGCGUCUGUGACUGAAGUCAGGGUCGUGCGUCAGUUUGGCUGGCUGGCGAGAUAGUCCCCUCUCUCACCGGUCAUACCGUAUCUCAACGGGAGCUGGGACUAGGGCGUUCCACCGAGGGCGAGGCUAGGCCAGUUCCGUGACUCACUGAUCAAAAUGACUGACUGACUCCGAAAGGCAGUCGCGGUAACAGUGUACAGAGAUUAUAUGUAUGUACAGCUGAGCACUUCUCAUAUUUCUUGUAGGACUAAACCGCAAUGUUGACUCGGCAGAUUGGUGUCGACGCGAAUACGUCAUGUGUUUGUCUCCGCUCGAGAUUCGCGGGUGGAGGGUGAUAGUUGUGAUGCGUUUCACAUCCGGCCACCGUGCUCCAGAUUCCCGGGGCGAUAUUAUUUUUUCGUCUCGCGUCUUGUAAUAUGCGUCACACGGACUGUGUUCCCAGUUGGAGUGGACGGUUGACGGCACUAUCCUGUACUGUCAUGCAUUCUUUGGAUUGCUCAUUUUUUUGUUUGGCCCGUGUGCUGUGAUUUUCUUCGUUUUUGAGAGCAAUGUUACGGCUCCUGUGGGCAGUUCGCUGAGCAGGAGCCGGGCGCAGCUCAAACCGGUACGGUUUCCGCCACGUCGACUGCAGCUCAUCAUCUGCGUAGGUCGCUUCUUUAGUCCUUAUCCUAUCAGCUAAAAAGGUGCGUUCAGUGGCGGUGGUACCGAAACUUGGAGCGUCCACAGGCAUUCCAUCCUCAGAAGUCGUUCUGGCGCCGGUUCAUGCUGUUGUAGUAGUUGUGUGCAUAUUUGUCUAACUUGUGUCCGUGUGGAAUAGAUUGCAAGGUUACAG
Messenger RNA from Amphibalanus amphitrite, 5100 nucleotides. Its product is annotated as mediator of RNA polymerase II transcription subunit 1-like. The record is from RefSeq and is a predicted model, not a curated record. NCBI's taxonomy places the organism in Eukaryota, Metazoa, Arthropoda, Thecostraca, Balanomorpha, Balanidae. Bases 251 to 3853 code for a protein of 1200 amino acids. The transcript has 11 exons. Gene Ontology annotation, biological process: regulation of transcription by RNA polymerase II. Gene Ontology annotation, molecular function: transcription coregulator activity. Gene Ontology annotation, cellular component: mediator complex.